CUCUGAUCAUUUUUUCUUGACCCAAAGAAAAUGAUAAGCCUACGAAAAAAAAAACCCUAAAGCGGUUCCGAUUAAAUUUGCUCCCGAGGAAAAUCCCAGGUGUAUAGACGUGGCUGAUUAGAGAGAUAAGGAAUUGACCAAGAUGCAAGCUUACCCCGUUUAGCUAUAAAAGACUUAAGCCUUGGCCAAGAAGCUUCAGUUGAAAUCACCAUGAAGUUCAUUUGUGCAUCAGUACUACUACUAUCCGCCGUACUCGGCACCAAUGCCGUGGACUGGCAGUCCUUGAAAUCGCUGGACAUUGAGCCCAAAGUGCCCAUGAUCCGUCGUCAUAAUGCGCCCGCUGGACGUAUUACGAGAGGCGAAACCGCUGCACGCAAUCAGUUCCCCUACCAGGCGGGUCUCAUGCUCUACACUCCCGACGGUGCUGCCUGGUGCGGAGGUACCCUGAUCAGCACCCGACAUGUGGUUACCGCCGCUCACUGCACGGACAAUCUGACCUCUGGUGUGGAUGUCUAUCUGGGCGCCUGGGAUCGCACCAACGCGAAGGAGGAGGGCCAGCAGAUCAUCUUUGUGGAGAAGAAGUACGUGAUUGUUCAUGAGGCGUGGGACAACAAAACCCUCAAGAACGACAUUUCCAUCAUUAAGCUGCCCGUGCCCAUUGAAUUCAACCAGUUCAUUCAGCCCGCCAAGCUGCCCGUCAAGUCCGACAACUACGAAAACUACGCUGGGGAGCAGGCUGUUGCCUCCGGCUGGGGCAAGGUCGCCGACUCCGAGAGAGGAGCCACCAACAUCUUGCAAUAUAUUUAUGUGCCCAUCAUGAGGAACGCGGGCUGCUCUCCCUGGUUCGUCGGCUCUGUGACCAGCACCAACAUCUGCAUCAAGACAACCGGCGGCAUUUCCACCUGCAACGGUGACUCUGGUGGUCCUUUGGUUCUUGCCGAUGGCAGCAACACCUUGAUUGGUGCCACCUCCUACGGAAUUGCUCUGGGCUGCGAGGUUGGCUGGCCAGGUGUCUUCACCCGCAUCACCUCCUAUCUGGACUGGAUCGAGGAGCACACCGGUGUGGUUAACAAGGGCUUAUAAAUGUAAAAUAUUGCCUUAGAAAAGAUUGCGGAAGAGCAGUCGAAAUAUAUUGAUUCAAAAGCAUAAAAA
Messenger RNA from Drosophila virilis, 1152 nucleotides. Its product is annotated as brachyurin. Gene Ontology annotation, molecular function: serine-type endopeptidase activity. Gene Ontology annotation, biological process: proteolysis. NCBI's taxonomy places the organism in Eukaryota, Metazoa, Arthropoda, Insecta, Diptera, Drosophilidae. The record is from RefSeq and is a predicted model, not a curated record.